AUGGAUGGUGUUGUCGGGGUUCAGAGCGGCCUGGUUCACGGCCGCGUCGCCGACGAGCCUCCCGGCGUCGGCGAACGCGACGCAGGACGGCGUGAGGAGGUUGCCCUGGUCGUUGGCGAUGACCUCGCCAUGGUCGUGUCGCCACACGGCCACGCACGAGUACGUCGUCCCCAGGUCGAUGCCGACCGCCGGCCCGUCGCCAGUCGAUGCCGCCAUCUCCAUGUUCUCAGAUGCGAGGCAAGAAACAGAUGCCGCUGCCGCCCCAGACGACCUCCGGGAGUCGGAGAGACUCCAGGUGUGAGCGCGGCGCCGGCGCGAGAGUACGGUGGUAUUGGCUGA
Molecule: messenger RNA, 339 nt
Organism: Miscanthus lutarioriparius
Lineage: Eukaryota; Viridiplantae; Streptophyta; Magnoliopsida; Poales; Poaceae
Source: the annotation of a GenBank genome assembly